AAAGUCUACAACAUGUCUUUAUGGGGCAAGCUUUAAGAAGGGUCCCAAGAGGACCACUCUUGAAAAGUCAGUUCCAGUUCCAGAUAAGCAAUACCUCAUAGCUGUGGACCAGAAUUCAGCCCCUGCUCAGAAAGACUGGGAUGAUGGCCAUUCAUCAGAAAGUCCCUCCAAGUCACAAAAGUACAUGGAGUUGCAGGCAGCCAUGAUAAUCCAGACCUGGUGGAGGGGACAUUUGGUUCGGCGGACACUGCUGCAUGCAGCUCUACAGGCUUGGACUGUCCAGUGCUGGUGGCGGUUGUGGGCUAGGCAUUGGCAGAAGGAAUGGCGCCUAAGUGUUCUAGUAAAUUACAUACGUCAAGAGAGGGCAGCUGUGCAGCUGCAGUCAUUGGUGAGAAUGUGGAGAUUUCGGAAGCUCUUUUGCCGUACCCGUUCAGCUGCCUGCCUCAUUCAGAACAGUUGGCGGGACUGGGUGCAUCAAGGGUUGCUUCUAAGACAUUACCAGCUAUCUCCCACCAGUAUGGAACUUGAUAUUGAGAUACAGCUGAAAUCCCCCUAAUACAUUUCCUGCCAUCAACUGGAUAAAGGGUAAUAAAAAGGAAUAUUUCUCAUCA
This is a messenger RNA of Ornithorhynchus anatinus (platypus), 611 nucleotides long. RefSeq names its product IQ motif containing F6 (gene IQCF6). Bases 185 to 556 code for a protein of 123 amino acids. The transcript is spliced from 4 exons. NCBI's taxonomy places the organism in Eukaryota, Metazoa, Chordata, Mammalia, Monotremata, Ornithorhynchidae. The record is from RefSeq and is a predicted model, not a curated record. Gene Ontology annotation, molecular function: calmodulin binding.